AUGGGCCUGGAGCUCUAUCUGGACCUGCUGUCAGCAUCCUGCCGUGCUGUCUAUAUCUUCGCCAGGAAGAACAGCAUCCCCUUUGACUUCCAGUUUGUGGAUCUGUUAAAGGGUCACCACCACAGCAAGGAAUACAGAGAGAUCAACCCCCUGAAGAAGCUACCCAGCCUCAAAGAUGGAAAAUUUAUCUUAUCUGAAAGUGUGGCCAUCCUUUUCUACCUGUGCCGCAAGUACAGCACACCUUCGCACUGGUACCCACCAGACCUGCACACACGUGCCCGCGUGGAUGAGUUCAUGGCCUGGCAGCACACUGCCAUUCAGCUGCCCAUGAACAAGAUCCUCUGGAUCAAGUUGCUGAUCCCAAUGAUCACAGGUGAGGAGGUUCCAGCUGAGAAGACAGAGCAGAUGCUGGUAGAGGCGAAGAACAACAUGCAGCUCUUUGAGGAGAAGUUUCUGCAGGACAAGAUGUUCAUCACGGGGGACCACAUCUCACUGGCCGACCUGGUGGCCCUGGUGGAGAUGAUGCAGCCCAUGGGAAGCAAGUAUAACGUCUUCGUCAAUAGCUCCAAGAUAGCUGAGUGGCGCAUGAGGGUGGAGCUGGCUAUUGGCUCUGGCCUCUUCUGGGAGGCCCAUGACCGGCUGAUGAACUUGGCAGAGUGGGACUGUUCAACAUUGGAUCCAAUGGUCAAGGAGAAGAUCUGCGAGUUGCUGCAGAAGUUCAAGUAGAAGCAGCCCAUCCUGCAAGGCCUGGCUGGCUCAACCUUUUUGAGCUUCCUUCCUUAGAGGAGAUGUUGAAAACAACUCCAGUUCUUUGCUUAAUAAAGUACUAAACAACCA
This is a messenger RNA of Odobenus rosmarus divergens (Pacific walrus), 837 nucleotides long. RefSeq names its product glutathione S-transferase theta-4-like. Gene Ontology annotation, molecular function: glutathione transferase activity. The transcript has 5 exons. The record is from RefSeq and is a predicted model, not a curated record. Gene Ontology annotation, cellular component: cytoplasm. The coding region runs from base 1 to 726 and encodes 241 amino acids. Gene Ontology annotation, biological process: glutathione metabolic process. NCBI's taxonomy places the organism in Eukaryota, Metazoa, Chordata, Mammalia, Carnivora, Odobenidae.